This is a messenger RNA of Clonostachys rhizophaga, 2241 nucleotides long. Lineage: Eukaryota; Fungi; Ascomycota; Sordariomycetes; Hypocreales; Bionectriaceae. The record is from the annotation of a GenBank genome assembly.
AUGGACGCUGGUGAUGAAUUUUCCGACGAUGACCUUUUCGACCAAGUCACGGAGAAUGAUAUCCUCCAAUUGACGGGCGAAAAGCGUGCCAGGGGCAAUGGUGAGGAAGCCUCGGAAAAUCCCACCAAGAAGCCCCGUCCAGCCUCCAAUACAGCAGUGCAGCCCCCACUCUUUGACGAAUCCAAAGCUCAGCUUGCACAGAACCUGCUCGUGGAGAAAUUUCAAUAUAAGGAUUUUCGUCACGAGCAAAAGUCAGCUAUCAAUCGAAUCCUGUGUGGAAAGAAUACGUUGGUUAUCUUCCCCACCGGGGCAGGCAAGUCUCUGUGCUAUCAGGCAAGCAUAGACCAAAUACCGGCUAUUGCCUUCGAGGAGAUUGACCGCCAAAAUGAGCAGAGAGCCUCAGGCCAGUCGGGGAUCACCAUCGUCGUGUCGCCAUUGAUCGCCUUAAUGAAAGACCAAGUCGAUGUGCUUAAGAAAAAGGGCAUUGCUGCAGAGUUGUUGGUAUCUAGCAACGAUUGGUCAGAAACAAAACAGAUCUAUGACUCAAUUCGUCAAGGGACGCUUCGAAUAUUAUAUUGUGCCCCCGAGAGACUUAACAAUGAAGGUUUUGUCGAGAGUAUGACUAGAGUCAAAGGGGGUGUUCGUCUCGUUGCCGUGGAUGAGGCUCACUGCAUCUCCGAGUGGGGACAUUCCUUCCGCCCGGACUAUUUGAAAGUUGCCCGGUUUGUGCAAGAGAUCAAUGCGGAACGCGUGAUCUGUUUGACAGCUACAGCCACACCCAAGGUUGCUGAUGAUGUUUGCAAAGCGUUCAAUAUCACUGCAGAUGGCGUAUUUCGGACUUCUCCUUAUCGCCCGAAUCUGCGCCUUGAGGCUACUCCACUUGCAUCAGAGUCUGAAAAAAGGAAGCUUCUGUUUGAAUUUUUGGAAACCCACCCCGGUUCUUCUCUCGUUUAUGUCACACAGCAAAAGCAAGCUGAGGACCUGGCACGAGUUCUGCAGCAGAGGAACCUAAGUGCCGACUACUUCCAUGCGGGGAGAAAACCAGACGAGAAGAAGCUUGUCCAAGAUAAGUUCAUGGCUUCCAAAGUUCGAAUAAUCGUUGCUACCAUUGCUUUCGGGAUGGGCAUUGAUAAAUCGGGUAGAGAUCUCUCUCUCAGCAUAGCAGUGGUACUUUCACUAACUGGUAUAGAUCUACGAAACGUAAUUCAUUGGGACUUGCCCAACACCGUUGAAGAAUACUGUCAACAAGUUGGCCGUGCCGGUCGAGACGGUAAACAGAGUUACUGUAUGCUCUAUCUCUGUCCGAAUGACUGUAAAAUUAAGGAAAGCUUUAUCCGGGGUGACAUGCCGUCUAGGCAUUCUGUCCAAUCUCUUCUCGAAGAGAUAUUUGUCGAUAAACGUGAGGCUGUGCCAGGAGACACGUUCAAGGUCAGCCACGCUUCGCAAAGUUCCGAAUUUGAUAUUCGCCAGAGCACCCUAGGAAACAUCUACGCCACCCUUGAGCUGAGAUUCAAUUUGAUUCGCGCUAUUACUCCCGAAUACAACACAUACAAGUUUGAAGAAACUCCGAGUUAUGUGUCAACUCUCAAAGCAAAUAAGUCCGUGGAGGCGAAGGCAGUGCUCCAGUUUGCGAAGAAAGCCAAGAAGUAUUACGGCAUCGAUCUUAAAGCAGCGACCAAUGCCACAGGUGCUUCACGCAAUGACAUUGUGCGACUUCUGAAUGAUCUUAGCAAUUCCGGGGUCAUUCAACUUACUGUCGGUGGUGUUGAACAAAAGUACAAGGUUUUGAGCCGUCUUCCUCACACUGCAACUGAAAUCGACAACUUGGUUGGAAAAGUCUACCAGGAUCUCGAAAAGCGUGAGAAGCAAGCUCUUGAACGGGUACAGGGUGUUCUCGACUUUCUUGCGAGUCCAACAUGUUUCGCGCGUUUCAUCGCUGAACACUUCGGCAUGAGCCUGCCAGACGGAAAGAAGAGUUGCGGACAUUGCACACCUUGUUACACUGGCACAUCAAUGCAUCUGCCGACUCCGAAACCAAAGACAGUGGAUGAGAAGCAAAUUCGCGCUGUACUGGCGGCAACAAAGAUACGCGACGAUCCCCUUUUCCUUGCGAGAGUGGCCUUUGGAAUUUCUAGCCCGCGCGCAACCAAGUCGAAGUUGAGCAAGCAUCCCAUUUUCGGUUCGAUGGCGGAUGAUGAUUUCGAGAUGAUUUUGAAGGAAUUUGAAAAGGCCUGCAAAUGA